Molecule: messenger RNA, 921 nt
Organism: Caenorhabditis remanei
Lineage: Eukaryota; Metazoa; Nematoda; Chromadorea; Rhabditida; Rhabditidae
Exons: 3
Coding region: 1-921 (306 amino acids)
Biological process (GO): innate immune response
Molecular function (GO): protein binding
Source: RefSeq, a predicted model, not a curated record
AUGGCACCAAUUUCUCUGCUGGAAAUUCCUGAUCUACCUAUGGAAACUAUCAUGAAAAAGUUGGAUUACACGACAAUCCAAUCCCUCCGCAAAACGUGCUGGAGCCUCCGGAACUUUAUCGACGAAAAAAAAACAGGAGAAGAAUGCUUGAAUCGAAUAGAGCUAAUCCAAAAAUUUGAUAAGAUUCACUUGAUCCUCCGUAGCUCUGUUGAUUGGGAGCUUUAUCCUAAAGGUCCUGCCAUCUUUUUGACAUUUGAAACUGUGGUAAACGGUGGUUUGAAGAUUUACUGGCAAAGAAGCGACGGGAUUCGAGAGAAGAUUGUGGAAAACAUGGAUUACAUGGAUGGAUCACUGAAAGAUUUCGAAAUCGCUUUGAAUAAUUGUAAAUCGGAAUUUGACACUAUUCACGUUUCAACUACAAACGACAACAAAUUUCUUGAAAAAAUCUCAAAAAUUCUGAAUUCUCGAAAGCCAAUACCUACCAAACAUCUAGAAAUCACUACACAUUGUCAAGCUCAGGCACAGAACAUUUUGAAGUACAUCGACUCAAAAUGUUUGAAAUCAAUCUAUAUCACUCUGGCUCAAAAUAAUAUCGUAACUAAAGAAGAGGCUGAUUUAGAGGGAGCGGCUCAUUUCGCGUUGCUCUGUAUUCCAUUGGAAAUCAUUGAUGUGGCUACGUUGAGAGCCUUGAAAAAGCUAUUCCUGGAAUCCGGAGAUGACAAAAAGUACUUUAUCAGGCAUGGUGGGGACUUGAAAAAAGAAAUUUUCAUCGAAGCGUUUGGGCCGGCAGUCGAGUCGGACACUUGGUACUUCAAAGGGUUUUCUGAGAAAGUUCUGCAAAUUUAUUUUGAUUUUCACUUCUUUAAUUUAUGUUUUGUGGAGAAAGCCGGGGUUCCGAACGGUGCUGUGAUUGUUGAUUGA